Prorocentrum cordatum is the source of this 1120-nucleotide messenger RNA. The record is from the annotation of a GenBank genome assembly. Lineage: Eukaryota; Dinophyceae; Prorocentrales; Prorocentraceae.
GUUGUGGCUUCAGCAACGGGGCAGCUUAGACUUCUUGUUCUCCAGCUUUCCCCUUACUGAACUUCGGGCCAACUGGGCGAGCAGAAAGAUGAGGCGGGUGCAAUGAGCCGCCAGAUUGCUUUCUCUCUCUCUCUCUCUUGCUUCUCAUGCCACUCUGGCGUACCCCUCAGAGUCGUGAUGGCCCUACGUGGAAGCUCGUGCAGUAUAACCCGCUGGCGUGUAUGCGUGCGGACAGAGUAGAACAUGUGUGCCAGGUGUUUGCAGAUGUGGAGGUAGUGGGCUUGACAGAGACUCAGCUGAGGGCCAGAGAGGUGGAUAUCCAGAGACGGGGAGUGCUUGGUUUGAUCGAGGCGGGCUGGCAGCGAAGCCCCUUUUCGAAUCGUUCUUGCGGUAUCUCCGUGCUGUUGCAUCGUCGCUUUCGGGACGAGCAUGUGCGAGCAGUGCGAGGGGGGCCUGCUGGCAUGCUGGGGAGAUGCCUUGCGGUGAGAGUCAGGACCAAAAGCGAGGAGUUCACGGUGCUGGCCCUCUAUUUCUCCCCCAGGGUGACGGAGACGAAGGAGCAGGCCCCUUACGAGAGGACGGUACGCAUGCUGUUUCAGUGGCUGUCGAACGAGCUGGCAGGGUGCCCCGCCAGGUCGGUGCCAGUGAUUUUGUGCGACCUCAACGACGGGAUCGGCUUGGCCAAAGCGUCGGAAACAGUGAUCGUGGAUCCAGAGGUUGUCCCGUCCGCAGGUGCCUGUGUUGAGCACUUCGCGGGGGCCGCUUUUCGCGCAGUCCUGCAGGCGCAGUACAUGUCGGCCUUCUCCACGCUGAGCGACGUACCGACGUUCUACGGCACCGGCCACACAUCCAUCGUGGACUAUGUCUGCCUCCCGACGGCCAUGGCGCAAGCUGUGCGCGUUGCGGGCCCCCUGGUAGGCAAAGGUAGGCAGUUGCAACUGAUCAGCACGGCGACGCGUCGUGAUCACCUCCCUGUUUUAAUGGAGGUCGUCAGGCCAUCGUUCGCGCGAGAGGUGCUCGGGGCCUCGCCAGCCCCCCUCGUGCGCUGGGACAACGGCGCUUGCACCCCGACGCGAUGAUGGCAACGCUUCGAGCAGGGAGGGGGCUUUGUGAGUUUCUG